GCGUCAAUCAAACGGAUCAUCCAGUCAAAACCUGGAUUGUGUUCCGAACGGUUACGUUCACUAGCAUCGCAUCGCGUCGUCGUCGUAGUCGUUUUGCUGGAAGUUUACCAAGUGGAGCUAGAAGAGAGUGUUACGUAGCUUGAAUUAGAAUUCGAUUCCUCUCGCCCCGAUCGUCACAAAGUCCAAGUCCACUAGUAUAGUCCAGCACGUGGAAAACAUGUGCGAACACUGAGCUGAAGUGCUAGGUCAUGCUCGAUCCGUAAAUCUGUGUGUAUGUGCGUGUGUGUAUGGUGCAUUAACAAGUGAAGUAAAAUCCCCGGAAAUCACGAAUCACGGCGAUAGAGUGAAGAACACAACGUUUACACGAAGGAUCCAAGUGUGAAUUGCCAGUCCGCCGUACGGAACAAUUUGGAGCUGUAGCGGAAGUUCCUGAGCUGGAACGGAAGCCGUAGUAGGGAGUCCUAGUGUCAUUGUCGACGACGAGACGAAUAGAGACGAAGCUGCUCGAGAAUGCUAGCGCUCAAAUACGACACGUUCAAUCCGUUACCAUUUAUAGACAGUUCAUGACACAGAGUCUCGCUUGAGUGAUCAACUGUUGCUGUAGCUCAAACAACUCGAAGUCCGUAGUCUGAUUUGAUCGCCGCCCAACAUCCUGACAUCAGGCAGAUCACCAAAGGUCUGAACUGCCGAAGGAGAAGCGCAGUUCAAACCUUUACGAAAAUACAUUUGCUGAGUACAGCUAAAACCGUAACCCCAACUACAACCUUCAUCCUCAUCUAUCUGCUGGAAAACCUCUCCGAGACAUCGCGUGCCUGUGUGUGUGUGUGUGUCUGUUUGUUGGAGCAGUUCCAGCGGACCAUCUUUCAUCCUCUUCCGAUCAUCGUUGCCACUCGAUGGCUCUGGACUUUGCUGCCGGUUGUCUUGGAGGAUGCGCCGGUGUGCUCGUUGGAUUUCCGUUCGAUACGGUGAAAGUACAUCUGCAGACGCAGAACCACCGGAAUCCGCUGUACCGCGGUACCUAUGAUUGCUUCCGGAAGAUAAUCGCCCGCGAAGGUGUCCAUGGGCUGUACCGGGGUAUGUCGAGUCCGAUGGCGGGCGUCGCCGUCGUCAACGCGAUCGUGUUCGGUGUCUACGGUAACAUCCAGCGGCGCACCGAGAAUCCGGAUUCGUUGCGUUCCCACUUUCUGGCCGGUACGGCGGCUGGCCUGGCUCAGAGUAUCGUCUGCUCACCGAUGGAACUGAUCAAGACCCGGCUCCAGCUGCAGGAUAACCUCCCGAAAGCGGCGCAGCGAUUCUCCGGUCCGCUCGAUUGCACCAGGGCCAUCUGGCAGCGCGAAGGUUUCCGGGGGAUGUUCCGAGGUCUAGGCAUUACCGCAACACGUGACGCCCCUGGAUUCGCGAGUUACUUCGUGGCGUACGAGUAUAUGGUCCGGAUGGUGGCGAAUCCAUCGCCGUUCGUUAUCCUCAUGGCGGGCGGGCUGGCCGGUACGUUCUCCUGGCUCGUCUCCUUCCCGAUCGAUGUCGUGAAGUCGCGCCUGCAGGCGGACGGUAUCUCGGGCAAGCCGGAAUACAACGGGGUCGUGGAUUGUGUGCGCAAGAGUUACGCUUCCGAGGGAAUUGCCUUUCUGUCCAGGGGUCUCGUUUCCACGCUGCUGAGGGCCUUCCCCAUGAAUGCCGUCUGCUUCCUGGUCGUUUCGUACACGAUGAAGCUCUUCGAUGAUCCACCGAUCACGGUGACGGCCGAACAGCUGACGAGUACAGCGGCUGCCGUCGUUGAAGCACCGCUCCUAAUGGCCAGCAGCACAACCCACCAGCCACCAGCUCUGCAGGUCGCGACACCGGUAAACCGGAGAGCCGACCAAUACCAUCAUCACCACCAUCAGCAGCACAACCAUGACAAGCAUCUGAUCAGCAUCAAACAGAACACCUACCGAUUCCUACGAUCACUCGGGGCAUUCAGUGAAGCGGUUUGCUGUGCGGAGAUGGGAGAACUCACCGACGAUCUGUACAAUGCCAGCUCGAUCGAGACCUCCGCCCAGCAGUACGCCCGGCUUAACCAGUAUCUGCUCAGCACGGACACCGAGGACACCAGCAACCGUUAUCCCUUCCUGGGCGACUAGCGCGCCCAAGCCGAGGGAAGCCUCCUCAGGCCACCAAAGACUUCUGUACAAAGGUAUCCAAUAAUAGCCGUUAGGUCCCCAUGCGUGGUCGUGAAUGAAUAUAUUAUUGCUUUUAUUUAAAAUCCAAAACAAUUCUAAAAGACACAC
Messenger RNA from Anopheles darlingi, 2267 nucleotides. Its product is annotated as mitochondrial basic amino acids transporter. Gene Ontology annotation, biological process: mitochondrial L-ornithine transmembrane transport. NCBI's taxonomy places the organism in Eukaryota, Metazoa, Arthropoda, Insecta, Diptera, Culicidae. Gene Ontology annotation, molecular function: high-affinity L-arginine transmembrane transporter activity. The record is from RefSeq and is a predicted model, not a curated record. Gene Ontology annotation, cellular component: mitochondrion. The transcript is spliced from 4 exons. Bases 894 to 2120 code for a protein of 408 amino acids.